Tilletiopsis washingtonensis is the source of this 1158-nucleotide messenger RNA. RefSeq lists its product as hypothetical. Lineage: Eukaryota; Fungi; Basidiomycota; Exobasidiomycetes; Entylomatales. The coding region runs from base 40 to 1158 and encodes 372 amino acids. The transcript is spliced from 4 exons. The record is from RefSeq and is a predicted model, not a curated record.
CCUCUUCCCCGCUCGGCAGCCCCUGCCGCAGCUGCCGUCAUGGCGUUCAACCCGUAUCCCGAGCUGCGCUACGACGCAGACGGCUGGAUCGUACCCCUCGAUCCUCGCUAUGCCGCUCCACCUCUGCCGUAUGCUCCAGCACAGCAGAACGGCUGGCAGCCGCCGCAGGAGGAGUGGCUGCCGCAGGAGGACUGGCUGCCGCAGGACGACGAAGAGUGCGUGUGCGGGCGCUGCUUCGAUGCACCGCCGCAGGGCUAUGGUCCUCCGAUGCAGCAGCGCUUCGAUGCUAUGCCGCCACAGCGCUACGAUCCUCCGCUCCCGCAGCGCUACGCUCCGCCGCAGCGCUACAAUCAUCUGCCACCGCAGCGCUACGGCCCUGCUCCUCCACAGCGCUACCACGCUCCUCCACAACAGCAGCGCUGGGAGUCUCCUCCUCGACAGUGGCGCCGGCGUUCUUCCUCGCCGCUGCAGGAUCAGUGGCGCGGUCCUCCUCCGCAGCGCUGGGAUCCUCCGCAGCGCUGGGAUCCUCCGCAGCGCUGGGAUCCUCCGCAGCAGCAGCAGCAGCAGCAGCAGCAGCAGCAGCAGCUGAUGAGGCCAAGGGCGCAGCGCUACGACGAACCUCAAGAGGAGGAGUGGGACAUGAUAGUGCCGGAUCAGCUUCGCGGCCCGAUGGGGGUGCAUCAUUACGCCGACUACGGAGAGCGCCCGCAGUCGCCUCGCAUCCGAAUGCAGCUGCUGCUCGACUACGACGAGGCAGCCGAUGUUUUCGAGCUCCUCAACGUCCGGGCUCAUGGACGCCGUGAGCCGCCGCUCGCGCUAGCUCGGCACGCUGCUGCUGCGCCUCGCCAACCCGCCGCUGCCGCCGCGGCCGAGCCUCCUUUCGCUCGCGUGGUCGAGCUCGACGAGAACGACGCUGAAGAUCUGCCGCCGCCUUACGAGCCUAUUGGACCAGUCCUUCGUCGCCAGAUCGCGCCGUUGCCGCAGCGUGCACGCGGACGCAAUGAGCUUGCUCCUCGUCCUGCCUUCGCGCGUUCAGACGAAGACGAGCGGGCUGACAGGCGGCGCGCUCGCCAGGUCGAGGCCGCGCAGGCCGCGCGCCGCGUGCGGGCACUCGCGCGCAACGUCGAGCGCAACGACAGCCGCAUGGAGGAGGACUGA